This is a messenger RNA of Haliotis rufescens (red abalone), 3340 nucleotides long. RefSeq names its product potassium voltage-gated channel subfamily S member 2-like. Gene Ontology annotation, molecular function: delayed rectifier potassium channel activity. The record is from RefSeq and is a predicted model, not a curated record. NCBI's taxonomy places the organism in Eukaryota, Metazoa, Mollusca, Gastropoda, Lepetellida, Haliotidae. Gene Ontology annotation, biological process: potassium ion transmembrane transport; protein homooligomerization. The transcript has 2 exons. Bases 262 to 1770 code for a protein of 502 amino acids. Gene Ontology annotation, cellular component: voltage-gated potassium channel complex; membrane.
UGGAUCAACACAUACAGGCUGAAGUCAUUGUGGUGGUUGGUAUUGUAUGUUGGGUACACGUAUUUACCUAUCUACCACGGCUACGCCUUGACACUAUCAUGGAAUAAAGGAUUCGUUCAGAAUUUCCUUAUAUACGGGUUUGCAGAUUUAUCUGAGGCUGGCGACGAAAUUUUACGUCAUGUUAGUGUGAAUUAUUUCACCAGAACUCUCAUUGGUGUUUCCCAAAUAGUUUCAUUUGAAGAUUCAGCGUCAGUGUGCAAGAUGGCGGGCCCUACAAUCCUUAUGAACAUCAGUGGGACGAAAUAUGAAGUGUCCAACGCGACCUUUGGUAAGCUAAUGGACCAGAACGGAUCGGUGUGUUUAACGGAAGCUACAGUGAAGGACAGCUCCCCAAAAGAAUAUUUUUUUGAGAGACAUUCCGACUCUUUCGCGGCCAUCUUGGAUUUUCUUCAUCACGGAGAGCUCCAUCUUCCCCCGACGGUUUGUCCAAACGUGUUCUCGCGAGAACUCGCGUUCUGGGGGAUAGAUAUCGCGAUAAUGGAGAACUGUUGCUAUCACAACUUCGUCACGUUUGUGGAAGACAGGAAAACUUUGAGAAACUUUGAAAAACAAUCCCAGACGAUUGACACAAGUACCGGGAAACCAAAAAUAUUCUGGUUCCCCCGCCUGGAACGACUCCGAGCCUCGGUGUGGGCCAUCCUUGACAACCCUUCAUCCUCCAACGCGGCAAAGGUCUUCAUGGCGAUUGUGGUGUUAUUUGUCAUCGCUUCGAUGUUCGUAAUCGUGGCCAGUACUCAUCCUUUGUUCCAAAGAAACCUCAGAAAACGGGAAUGGGAGGAAUACCUCGGGGAUGAAUUCCAGUCACAACUGCCAGUCCUUCAAAAAUUUAAUUACAUUGAUGACUAUGACGACGUUUAUGACGAUGAAGAAUACGCCUAUUAUGACGUCACCUCAACUACCGAUCACAACACAACACAAUCGUCACCGACACCAAAAGACUUGAAAAACUUGCCGAACAAGAACACCAAAAUAGCCCAAGCGCAUGCGCGAGUCGAUUCCUUGAAAUACAUUGAGUACGCCGCUCUCAUUUUUUUCACGUUCGAGUUUUUAUUGAGACUUCUGUUUUGUCCAAGUUUAAAGCUGUACGUCACAAACGUUGUCAACGUUUUUGAAUUCAUCGCUCUGGCGGCCUUAUACAUCAGCGCUGGACUGGAACUGUUUAUCCCGUCGAAACGUUUCACAACCACUUCCGCUGACAUCAUAGAAUGCGUGCAGUUCAUGCGCAUUUUCAGAUUCCUCCGCCUUGUUAAAAACGUCACAGGUUUCCGUGUACUCAUGUACUCCUUUAGAUCCAGUGCCAAAGAACUACUUUUACUGUUAUCCUUUCUUGCUUUGGCCGUUCUGCUGUUCGGUAGCGUCAUGUUUUACACAGAAGACAAUAACCAAGUAGGAAGUAUUCCUGAUGCAUGUUGGUGGGCCCUGAUCACCAUGACAACGGUCGGCUAUGGUGACGUCGUCCCGAGAUCAUUUGGUGGCAAACUGAUCGCGGCGGGGUGUGCGAUUAGCGGUGUCUUGCUGUUGGCCGUAACUGUUCCCAUCUUCGUGAACACCUUUAUCUUGUUCUACAGCUACUCAAGGGUCAUAGAUACACGCGCUCUUGAACAGAGGAAGGAGCAGAGAUCAACCAGCUGCCAGGUAUCUUGCGAGAUUUCAAACAAAAUUAGUCCUGUCAGAGAAGGAGUGAGAAUGAAAAAAUUCAUGUCGCAAUAGGACCCACUGAAAGUGAGACUGCUUCCGCGGUCUUUUGGAUCGAACCCCUGUCCGGAGAGCGGAUGGUCGGGUGUUCGACUCCCUUGCCACGUCAUAACAAAAUACGUCAAAGAUGGUAAUUGUUCUUACCCUGCCUGGCGCUCGGCAUUAAGGUAUAUUAGGACUUGUCAGCUCGAAGUCGGUAUAAUGUGAUAAAUGCGGCAUGGUAUCUCGAUGGGCACAAUAAACCCAUACCAGGACAGUCACACACGCGCACGCGGAAGCGCACGAACACGCACACACGUGUUGAUGCACAGUGCUAUAUUUGUUUAUUAUUAAUAAUCAUGGACAUCGAUGUUGAACCCCAUUUCACUGCACCUCACACAUUCAAAGACACACACAGUCUACAGUCUGUAUGUCAGUAGCUCUUGUUAGUCCACGAGAGGUCUCCUUGUCUGUCAGCCCUGUGCUCGUGGGUUUCACUAAAGUGUUAAACGUCUGAAACCGUUCCUCCCACAUUAAGCUGACGCGCCGUGAAAUAAAUGGAAAACUGUUCAAAGCGGCGUUAAACCCAACUCACUCACCCUCUCAAGAAGUUGUGGUUCAUUACAUUUAGAGACGUUUCGAUGUAGAUUCUUGCACCGUUAUCAAGCUGGAGCAUCUUCCCUAGGCAAGAGUGUUCACACCCUUGCUGAACGAACUACGCUGGAAUUUUUGGGCUCGAUCGUAGCUUCACCAGUGGCUAUUACGAGUUAUGUUCCUUCUAUGUCCACACUACUGUCCAAUCAGAUUUCACCUCUCAUAUCACAUGCAUUUGCUUCCAACAAAAUGGCGGCGCCUAGCCGUGACGAUCUCAUCGAUAUAUAGAUCUUUAUUGUAAUAAAACGGGCUUUUCCUCGUGAAGUGCAUCAAAUCACUUGAGCAUCUUGAUGAAAAACAUGAAAAGAUUUGGAAAAUAUGUGUCGACGACGAGUUGACGGUACACAUACUCUGCAAAUCCAGCACUCGAACGAAUUCGGCACGGCAGGUAAAACCCGUUUUAUCACAAUAUAGAUCUUGAUUAUCGAUGGAAUCAUCUUUACUGGGCGCCGCCAUUUUGUUUAAAGCAAGUGCAAGAGAAAGGAUAGGUGGAAUCUGAAUCUUUUUAGUGCUGGUCUCUCUUACAGACCCAGAGCAUAUAUUUAUUAAAACAUUCACUCCCAUUCCCAUCUUAUCCCGAAAUUAAGAGAUUGCAGGGUUCCUUUAUAGAAUUAGUUUGAUUUACACAACUUCUUUAAGUGGACUAUGUAUUAUAGUCCAGGCAAAAUAAGGUUUCACUUGGAACAAAUUGCAACAGAAUUUAUUUCCCCACAAUGCAUUUCUAUAAGGUCCCGAAAACAACAUACUAAAAGUCCCAAGCAAUCCUAGUUUGGGAAAUAUGUCUAAUUUGCAUAAUCCAAUAUGGCCACCAAUUAUCAAUAUAUCUUCCAUAUUUCAGAUGAGGUUCAAUGUUUUGAUGAAAAAAAGUGUUGUUUUGCGAAAUAGCCAUAUUAUGUUUCUAAAAAGAUAAUAUUCACAACUACUGAACGUUUUCGACUAUUGACAAAUCUGC